AUGUGCCUUUUAUGCAACAAAGUUUUGGGCAAUGACGCUAUGAAAUCAUCUAAACUGCAAGAUCAUCUGAGAAGAUUGUACCCUGAUAAAACAGAGAAAGAUUUGAAAUACUUUCAAACACUCAAAGAUAAAUUUCAGAAGAGACCUACACUGGACAGAAUGUUCGCUUCGACGUCACAAAGAAAGGAUGAUGGUUUGCGGGCGUCUUACAAUAUCUCGUUACUUAUAGCAAAAUCCGGAAAACCGCAUACUAUCGGAGAGAAGUUAAUUUUGCCAGCCGUUGAAGAGGUUUUAAAAACUGUUUUACACAAACCUGCAUCUGAUAUCAUUAAAAGAAUUCCCUUAAGUAACAAUACUGUUGAAAGACGUAUUGGUGAAAUGAGUUCUGAUAUUGAAAGCUUCUUAUGUAAUUACUUGCAAACGACCCAUUUCUCUAUACAACUGGACGAGUGA
Acanthoscelides obtectus is the source of this 453-nucleotide messenger RNA. The record is from the annotation of a GenBank genome assembly. Lineage: Eukaryota; Metazoa; Arthropoda; Insecta; Coleoptera; Chrysomelidae.